CUUGUUCACCUCUCUAUUUGGUCAAUCUCUGAGUUUCUGCAGGACCAAAGGAACAGAUUGGUUAGUGAAGGCAUUCUAGACUUCUCCAAAUAGAAACAGAAAAAAAGGAAGUUCUAUAUCAUGUCUGUUUCAAAAUAGUGAAACCAAAAAGAGUCUCAAAAUGCUGUCAGAAGGAUACCUCAGUGGACUUGCCUACUGGAAUGACAUCCACUGGAGUUGUACAUCAUAUAAUGAGCAGGUGGCUGGAAACAGGGAAGAGGAGACAAAUUCUGUUGCUGCUCUUUCUUAUUCCUCUGUGGAUGAAACACAAGUCAGAAGUCUCUACGUGAGUUGCAAAUCCUCUGACGAGUUUAUUUCUUCAGUGCAUUCAAGAGAGAGCCAACGCAGCACAAGUCAGAGAGUCACAGUGCUGCAGACAAACACCAAUCCAGUGUUUGAAAGCCCAAACUUGGCUGCAGUUGAAAUAUGUAGAGACCCUAGCAGAGAGACCUACUUGGUUCCACCUUCCUGCAAAAGUAUUUGCAAGAAUUACAACGAUCUACAUAUUGCUGGGGGCCAGGUGAUGGCCAUUAAUUCAGUGACUACAGAUUUUCCCCCUGAAAGCAGUUUUGAAUAUGGCCCUUUGCUAAAGUCAUCUGAGAUUCCUUUGCCUAUGGAGGAUUCCAUUUCCACUCAGCCCAGCCACUUUCCCCAAAAACCUAUCCAGCGGUAUUCAUCCUACUGGAGAAUAACCAGCAUCAAAGAGAAAAGCAGCCUGCAAAUGCAGAAGCCUAUUUCUAAUGCAGUGUUGAAUGAGUACCUAGAGCAGAAGGUCGUGGAGUUAUAUAAACAGUACUUUAUGGACACCAUGUAUCAUGACAGUUCUCCUACCCAGAUUCUGGCGUCUGAACUCAUCAUGACCAGUGUGGACCAAAUCAGUCUUCAAGUGUCCAGAGAGAAGAACCUGGAGACCUCAAAAGCCAAAGAUAUAGUCAUUAGCCGCCUAUUACAGUUGGCGUCAACUGAAAUCAGCACUCCUAGUCUCCAUAUUUCUCAGUAUAGCAAUGUAAACCCAUAGAGAGUGUGCUUCCAUUCCUGUCUCUCAUUUACUCAAACCCAAAGCAACACUUUGUUCAUUGAUUCUGAGAAUGUGCAGGAGGGGGUGGUGAAGGGGUGUUAAGAGUUUAAGAAGUAAAGGUCGGCUGAAAGUCAUGUGUGAAUUAAAGGGAAAUCUCAUAGUAGUACACAUGUUGAAGGAAUGUGGGAAAAGGAGCCAUAAGGAAUGAUUUCAAAGAGAGGUUUGUACAGCAGUGAAGCAAAAAUAAAAAUGAUCAAAAAAGAAAAGGUUAUGAUUCAUUCGAAAGAGUAUAGAAACUGAAAAAGAAGAUAAGCCAAGUAAGAAAGAAACACACUAUGGCAAAACUAAAAAAACCAAAAGGUUUCAGGGUAAAGAGUUAAAAAUAUGCUUGUUACCCAAAUAAAUUUCUCCAAGUUGUUUCUUCUCAAGGGCAAUGGACUGUAGAGGGCUGCUAUAUUUGGGUAGAAAGACAGGUUCAAAACAUUUAAAAAAUAUUUGUUUAUAUUUCUUAUCUAUUCUGUAUCAGUAGAUCAUUGAAAGAUAUAUUCUUUGUAAAUAUUAAAACUGCAGCAAGUUGCAAUUGUGUUUUUAUUUUUGUAUGAUUGUCUAGCUACAGCUACAGCCACAAAACAGCCACUCAAAUCUUCUACUUCUGUUUACCAGUGGAGAUGUAGUUUUCUAAAUGGAAAACACCACAUAGUAAACAUUAAACCAUUUAGUUUUAUUUUGCUGUGUAUGAUUUUCUUGGUAGUACUAAGCUUCAAAGGAAAUGAUGAAUCUUAUUUUUCCCAUUUUUUUCUCUUCCUUUUCUCCAUGCCCUCUUGACCUGGGUCCAGGAAGGGGUCUUUCAUAACCUCAGAAUUAGGUUACAAGCCCUAAGGUCCCAUUACAUCAAAUUCUGUAAACUCAUUCACUAGAAUGGUGGCUUCACAAAGGCUUCACUGCUCUGCCCUUUUCCUCUAGCUCAGGGGUUGGCAAACUAUGGCCCAUUGGCCAAAAGUAGCCUGCUGCCUGUUUUUG
Messenger RNA from Microcebus murinus (gray mouse lemur), 2077 nucleotides. The record is from RefSeq and is a predicted model, not a curated record. Lineage: Eukaryota; Metazoa; Chordata; Mammalia; Primates; Cheirogaleidae.